ACUUAUUGCCUGCCUGGUUGGGACUUCUUCUUGAUGUGAAGCUAUCUUAAAACUAAAAAGGUCUGUACAAGCGCCAACUGGCUAGCUGGUGAAGAACACCAAGUCGGGUCGUUAACUAUGAUUAUUGAUUAACCUUGUAAUAUUACAGUGGAACCCUGCUUUUUCAAACCACCAACUGCAGAGGGAUGGAAAGUUGUUGAAAAAAUUGGGAAGUUAGGCUAACUUUCUCCCAGUGUUUUUUUCCAAGGGAGCAACAAAUACCUUCCAAUAAUGUUAUCAUGAUCAGGAGGCUCCAAAAAUCAAAGGUUGAAAAAAAGUCGAAAAUGUAGGUCUCAAACUACAGAUAUUUUUGGUUGACAUGAGUUGCUGUGUUUCCCUGUUAAGGGAGUAAUCUUUGUACUGUUUCAGGGUGGUUCUGGAAGGUUUGACCUCACUGUUGGUCCUAAGCAAACAAUGGGAAAAGUAGUGGAAGACGUGGUGGUGACGGUCCCCUUCCCCAAGCAAGUGUUGAAUGUAAAUCUUACUCCUUCAGUUGGAACAUGUUCCUUUGAUCCAGUCAAGAAAGAGCUUAUCUGGGAUAUUGGUAAAAUAAUACCACAAAAGUUACCAAAUUUGAGAGGAAAUAUGUCUCUUCAGACUAGCGUACCUCCCCCUGACGAAUCUUGCACUAUAUCUGUCAAGUUUAAGAUCUCUCAGCUGGCAGCUUCAGGCCUUAAAGUUAGCAGAUUGGAUAUUUAUGGAGAGAAAUACAAGCCUUUCAAAGGAGUCAAAUAUGUUACCAAAGCAGGAAAAUUUCAAAUUAGAGUGUAGAAGUAUAUUUUAAUAAAAUUGCUCUGAAUAGCUAUUAUUCUAAUUGCAACGAGGUAAACUAUGAAGAAUGGUGACUAGUUUAGUCCAGCGAGAGAUAAUGAGUUCAAUUGCACUGUGUAACUACUGUACUCAACUACUUGUUCUUAGAAAUCAUAUCGCAAAUCUUUUCCUAGUGCUAGAAAAAGUCAUCUCCUUAUCUUCAAAUUUAAAAUACUGUAAAUACAUAAAGCCUGUUUCAGUUGUUAGUUGUUGUUCCCCUAUAUGAAUACAGAAAAUUCAUUUUUACUGCAUCAAAUCCUCGUUUUCAUCACGAGGCAACACAGUGGGCGAAACGUAUGCCGUAGAAAGCCUGGAACGAGAGUGAGCAAGGUUGUUUGCGUUUUGGAGGGAAAUGAACAGGCUAUCCUAUGUUCACCCUAAUAAAAUUGUUCUAUUGUUUUUGUUGUUGUUCCGCGCUGUUCGUACAAUUCCUACAUGAGCUUGAGCAUCGAAUCGAAAAUUUGGGACGAAAAUAAUGGAAACAAAAACAAGGUCGCGGAAAGUAUCGUUCCUCUUGUUCAAUGACGGGGAAAUUUACGUUAACAAAAAUUCGCGUUCAUUUGAUGAGGCAUUAAUUUCCUACAAGAGAUGAGAAUCUCUUAUUUCCUAUGAUAAGGUAUAGUGGAUUAUCGUGGGUAUGAACUGCUCGUGACCCGAAUCCAGGAACGAGAUCGGGGAAAACAUAGCCGCAAGAAAACGGGUGGGUAGGGCGAGAAACCGAAACGGACCUUUCCAUUUGAUUUCAAACCGAAAUUUCCGGCAUCUUUGGCAUAAUGGAAAGCACCUCUUGAUCUUCCAUUUUUGGUGCCGCUUAAACAUUGAUUUGUAUUUCUCCGUUCCGUGUUAAGUUUUAAGUAGUAUGUGAAAUUAGCUCGCCACUACUCACGAGCUAUCACUGGUACUAGCUUGCAAUAAAAUGGAUUACUGUAAAAUCUA
Messenger RNA from Orbicella faveolata, 1785 nucleotides. Its product is annotated as AP-3 complex subunit mu-1-like. The record is from RefSeq and is a predicted model, not a curated record. Gene Ontology annotation, cellular component: clathrin adaptor complex. Gene Ontology annotation, biological process: vesicle-mediated transport; intracellular protein transport. Lineage: Eukaryota; Metazoa; Cnidaria; Anthozoa; Scleractinia; Merulinidae.